Molecule: messenger RNA, 1807 nt
Organism: Monopterus albus (swamp eel)
Lineage: Eukaryota; Metazoa; Chordata; Actinopteri; Synbranchiformes; Synbranchidae
Product: transmembrane protein 109
Exons: 3
Coding region: 873-1523 (216 amino acids)
Biological process (GO): intrinsic apoptotic signaling pathway in response to DNA damage by p53 class mediator; cellular response to gamma radiation
Source: RefSeq, a predicted model, not a curated record
CUGUUUUUCCAUGUGCAGACUACCUCCCCCAUCCCUCCUGCUCCUCCCUCUGAAGAUUCGAGCGCAUUUGGAGACAGGCGUUAGAAACGGUGGGGGGAAGGGAGUGUCGUGCCGGAGCAGCGACGGGGUUUUUUAAGGCUUUGCAACAUAAUCUAUCGCAGCAGCGAAUUUGAAGCAAGUUCAGAGGUAAAGAAAUACAAAACCUGAGCGUUGUGGGGGCUGAGAGCUGAAAUAAGAAGCUUUAGGAGACUCGUGGUCAGGUCGGCGUGACCGCGUUUCUACCGUUUGCUUUUAUGCGUAAAACUGCACCAGAACAACUUUGGAAAACGUUUCUGCACUGUACUUUUUAUUAACAACCUUCCGCUGCAUCGUGACUGAUGAGAUAUUUGGACAAAAUUCCAGAAAUGAGCCUUUGAGGGUUCUUACCAAAUAUAGCAAGUGUUAUUGCGAGAGAGUCCUUGACGGAAGGAACAGUCCCGGGUUGGAUAUUUGUAGCACUGCCAAAGUUUACAAUUAUACUUAAUGGUUUUUAGUCAUUGGGGCCUUUUUACCUACGAGUUUUGUCCAGUUUCUUACUCCUACACUUGAUUCAGUUUAUUAAUACUGUACAGAAGCUGCCGCGGCUCCUCAUAUCUGUAUCCCCACUGUAAACUGCAGCAUGUUGAUUUAAAAACGCACUGUAGCCUAUGACUGCUCCUACCAGGAGCCAUUUUUAAGUCUGAUUUACAGGCCAGUCUGUCACUGUACACAAGCGGUUCAACCUGCUCUGGGCUGCAGCGGUAAGCUGUGCAUAUUUUUUGUACACUUCCCCAUAUUGUUUCCACAAGGGAUUUUUUUCUUGUGCGUCUGGCUCUGGGCGCGGCGAAUGUGCCAUGGCGCGGUUUUUCCUCACCAUCUAUGUGUUGGUGCUCGGGUUGGCUGGAGCCGAAGCUGGGCAGGCCAAGCAGAGCGGGGAGAGCUCCUCGGUGGUCACCUUUCAUACGCUGAUCACAGGAACCUGCCAGGAGGUCCAGCGAUACGCGGAGGUGCUGCUGGGAACCGGUGUGAUACGGUCAGCUGCCGAGUUUUUGGAGACGGCGAUCCGAUUCCUCGCUGAAGGAGCUGCUAGCGGCCUGAAUGUCAUCGCCGUUUACAUCACAGAGAUCCUCAGGGUCACAGGAUUUGAUGCUGCACUGACGCUGCCCCGCUUCACCCCGGAGGGUGUGACUACUGUUGCCCAGUGGGGUCUGGUGGCUCUCAUUGGCUACUGGGUACUGAGCAUCAUCCUCCGUCUGCUGAUCGGGGUGAUGAGGAUGGUGUUCUGGGUUGUAAAAGCCGUCUUGGUACUCUGGGUUUUUGGACUGAUAGUAACUGACAAGACCGCCACUGCAGACACCACAGCGUUUCGACUUGCUGGCCUGGUGCUGGUAUGUGUCCUGUUGACUCUGUUUACUUCUGCCUCUGAAAAGUCUGGUGCAGUGGAGCGCCGGCUGAGCUCCCUGGAGAGCCGGCUCAAGGUAGUAGAGAAGAGGAAAGCACAGUAGUGACAAUGCAGGGGAAAGGAGUAAGGCAGACAAAGGCAAUGGUAAUAACAGUUAGGAAAAUAGUCAUCAUGUAUGGUUUCUGUAUGUAUCUGUUAUUAUGGGAAAUAAAGUAAUCUCUCGGGUUUUUAAACAAAAUUGCUCUUUUUGUUUGCCUUCAGAAGAUACCAAAAUAAUCCAACUACAUGGAAUAUAUCAUAAAUAGCUGACAUACAAAGGCAUUUUAAGGCUGCAAAAGCAAGAUUUUGUGAUCCUUCAGGUGCACCCCCACUGCCACUGACCCUAAG